GCGGGGCGGGCGCGGCCGCGGCCCGGAAGGGAAACGCGGCGGAUCCGGGUCAGGGAUCCCUGCGGGUGCCGGUGCCGGGCGGGGAGCAAGAGAACAUGAGUUCAGCAGUGAGGAAAAGAGGAAAGCCCAACAGAGGAGGAGGAAGAGGGGGAGGAGGAGGAGGAGGGAGAGGAGGCAGUGGAAGAGGAGGCAGUGGAAGAGGAGGAGGCAGCAGUGGCCGUUCAAACAAGCCUCAGCUUGGUGGAAAUAGGAAAUGUUCAGCCAAAAUUUGGGAUGAUGGAGAUGAUUUUUGCCUCUUCGAGGAACCAAGGCUGGAAUCCAGAUCAAGUGCCCCUGCCAGAAGAGGAGGACAAAUGAAACAGAGACCUGAAGCAAGAAUGCCUCUGCAGACCAUACACAUGACAUCAGAGAAUCAGAGAAGAGUGAAAGAACUUCUUCAAGAGCUUCAAGGGCAGGAGCUGGCUCCUGAAUCAGAUGUAGCUGGUGAAGAUGAUGAUGAACCUGAUUACCUUGAUGAUGAACAGUGCUGGUCAACAGAACAGGAACUUUCUGAAGUAAUACCAAGGUUGUCUGCUGAGCCAGCUGAGCACAGAGUUGUAGAAAAUGAAGUGUCUUCAUUUGCUGUGCACAAACUCUCCAGGUAUGGUUUUGACUGUGAGCGUUGUAGGACAGUGCUGAGAUCCUGCAAUGGUAAUAUUGGGGCAUCGUUGGAGUAUUUGCUAUUGCAGUGCUUUACCGAAAGAUAUGGAGAGAAGAUGCAGGUUUCUGCAGCAGCUGCUGAAGCCAGUCAAGAAGAAUGUUUAGAACAGAGACAAGAAGAAGCUUUUGCCCUCCGGUCAAUCUAUGGAGAAAAAUUUGUAGAAAGAAUUAAAAAUCACGUUUGGACUUUUAGUUUGGAAUUGGAGUACCUAGCAAACAGACUCAGCAAAUCUAAACAAAAGGGUGGUUGUAGGAGGGACACAGCAAAACCGACUUCAAAGGAAAUAUGUAAAUUUUAUCUCCAAGGAGGCUGCAGGUUUGGUUCGAAAUGUAGAUUUGCACAUGAAUUCCCUCCAAACCAUCCACUAAAACCAUCCAAGGACUCUGUAGAUGAUGCUCAUCUCAGACAUAAUGAUGGUCCCAUAUAUGAACUUGAAGUAAGAUUUCCUGAAGAAAACAAAUAUCCUCUUCAAGCACCUCUUGUGGCAUUUUAUUCCACUGAUGAGAAUCUGCCUCUUGCUUGUCGUUUACACAUUGCUGAAUUCCUCUUUGGAAAGGCCUUGGUAGCUGCAGAGUCUCAUGAACCAGUGGUAUAUACCUUAGUGACUUGCUUAGAAGAUGAACAGGAAAUAAGUGAGUUACUUGGCAAUACUCAGCACAAGUACAGUGUUCCUCUUGUGUCCCUGCUGGCAACACCUCCUGUAAAGCUACAGACAGAGAGUACACCUGGUUCAAAUCAACUGUCUGAAGCCUCAACAGUGUCACAGCCUCAAGAAGAGGCAGUGGCGGAGGAGGAGGAGGAGGAGGAAGAAGAGCCUGAACAAGUUGUUGUGGAGAAUGAGAGUUACGUGAACCUCAAGAAAAAGCUUUCCAAAAAGUACGAUGUGCAGGCGAAGUCUCUGUAUAACGAAAAUGUUAAACUCUGUACACAGUUUCGGCAGAGAAAGUCUUCUAGGCACUUCCAGUCCAUGCUGUAUGAAAGACAGAAGCUCCCUGCAUGGCAAGAGAGAGAAAACAUUCUGGAUUUGCUGAAGAGCCACCAAGUUCUUGUUGUGAGUGGCAUGACAGGAUGUGGCAAAACCACUCAGAUUCCUCAGUUUAUUUUGGAUGCUUCAUUGCAAGGAUCUCCAAGCAGAGUUGCAAACAUCAUCUGCACUCAGCCUCGCAGGAUCUCUGCCAUUUCUGUUGCUGAACGUGUAGCCAAAGAAAGAACAGAAAGGAUUGGACUCACUGUUGGAUAUCAGAUCCGUCUAGAAAGUGUAAAGUCCUCAGCUACCAGACUCUUGUACUGCACUACUGGUGUGCUGUUGAGAAGGCUGGAAGGAGAUCUGACUUUGCAGGGAGUCACACAUGUUAUUGUUGAUGAAGUUCACGAAAGAACAGAAGAAAGUGACUUCUUGCUGCUGGUCUUGAAGGAUAUAAUGGUUCAGAGGCCAGACCUGCGCAUUAUACUCAUGAGUGCCACCCUGAAUGCAGAGCUUUUUUCUCAAUACUUUCACUCCUGUCCAAUUAUUAACAUACCAGGUCGAACAUUUCCUGUGGAUCAGUUUUUUCUGGAAGAUGUGAUUGCAAUGACAAGGUAUGUUUUAGAGGACUGUAGUCCCUACAGGCGGAAGGCAAAGCAAGAAAGCAAACAGAAUGGGAGACACAAAAGGACGGCAUUUGAAGAAGUAGAGGAGGACUUGAGACGUGCUGGCCUUCUGGAAGGCACGGACACCGUUGUCAGAGAUUCAGACCCAGACCAAAAAUUAACUCUGAAGCAGCUCCUUACACGAUAUAAAGGGGUUAACAAGGCAGUGUUGAAAACAAUGUCUCUCAUGGACUUGGACAAAGUUAAUCUGGAGUUAAUUGAAGCCUUGCUGGAAUGGAUAGUUGCCGGCAGACAUUCAUACCCACCAGGUGCUGUUUUGAUAUUUUUGCCUGGUCUAGCAGAAAUCAAGAUGCUUUAUGAGCAGCUUCAGACUAAUGCUCUUUUUAAUAACAGGCACAGCAAGAGGUGUGUUGUUUAUCCGCUUCACUCUUCACUGUCUAGUGAAGAACAGCAAUCUGUGUUCCUCAGGCCUCCUGCGGGGGUUACCAAAAUCAUUAUCUCUACAAACAUUGCAGAAACAUCUGUCACCAUUGAUGACGUGGUCUAUGUGAUUGAUUCUGGAAAAAUGAAAGAGAAAAGAUAUGACCCAGGCAAAGGAAUGGAAAGUCUGGAAGAUACAUUUGUGUCCAAGGCCAAUGCCCUACAGAGGAAAGGGCGAGCAGGCCGUGUAGCCUCAGGUGUCUGCUUUCAUCUUUUCAGUAGCCACCACUACAACCAUCAACUUGUAAAACAACAGUUACCAGAAAUACAAAGAGUGCCUUUGGAGCAGCUCUGUCUAAGAAUUAAGAUCCUGGAGAUGUUUUCUGCACAGAGUCUUCACUCUGUUCUAUCAAGACUAAUCGAGCCCCCUAGAACCGAGUCUCUGCAAGCAUCAAAGGUGCGACUACAAGACUUGGGAGCGUUAACUCCAGAUGAAAAGCUCACCCCUCUGGGAUAUCACUUAGCUUCGCUGCCUGUUGAUGUCAGGAUUGGGAAGCUGAUGCUGUUUGGCACCAUCUUCCGCUGCCUGGAUCCCGCAUUAACGAUCGCUGCCAGCCUGGCCUUUAAGUCCCCUUUUGUGUCACCAUGGGAUAAAAGGGAAGAAGCAAACAAAAAGAAGUUGGAGUUUGCAGUAGGAAACAGCGACUACCUGGCUCUUCUCCAGGCCUAUAAGGGAUGGCGUUUAAGUAUCAAAGAGGGCUCUCAAGCAAGCUACAACUACUGCAGGGAGAAUUUUUUGUCAGGAAGAGUUCUUCAGGAAAUUGCCAGUCUGAAGCGGCAGUUUGCAGAGCUGCUUUCUGACAUUGGGUUUGUGAAGGAAGGAUUAAGAGCCAGGGACAUUGAGAAGAAGUGGUCUCAAGGAGGCGAUGGUGUGUUGGAUGCCACAGGAGAAGAGGCAAAUUCAAAUGCAGAGAACUUCAAGCUGAUCUCAGCUAUGUUGUGUGCUGCUCUGUAUCCCAACGUUGUCCAGGUAAAAAAGCCAGAGGGUAAAUACCAGAAGACCAGUACAGGAGCAGUCAAAAUGCAACCAAAAGCAGAAGAGCUGAAGUUUGUUACCAAAAACGAUGGUUAUGUUCACAUUCAUCCUUCAUCUGUGAAUUAUCAGACCAGGCACUUUGAGAGCCCCUACCUGGUGUACCACGAGAAGAUCAAGACGAGCCGCGUGUUCAUCCGGGACUGCAGCAUGGUGUCCGUGUACCCGCUGGUGCUGCUUGGGGGCGGGCAGGUGCACAUGCAGCUGCAGAAGGGGGAGUUUGUCAUUUCCCUCGAUGACGGGUGGAUACGGUUUGUGGCUGCAUCUCACCAGGUGGCUGAGCUGGUGAAAGAGCUGCGCUGUGAACUAGACCAGCUGCUGCAGGAUAAAAUCAAGAAUCCCAGCAUGGAUUUGUGCAUGUGCCCCCGUGGAUCUCGGAUCAUCGGGAUGAUUGUAAAGCUUGUGACCACACAGUGACAUCAAUCAGAACAGCUUUCUCUAAAGACUGUUACAGGCCAAGUAACAUCCAUGUCUUGAUAUAUUUAUUGGUCCAAAACAUGGCAUUAAUCUCUGGAAAAACAGGAUGGCGACUGUACUGUUGACAGUUUUUUUGGUUCUUUUUUUUUCCCCUUUGUUUGCUCGCUUGUUGGAAGUAAGGUGGCUUACAGUACACUCUGGGAAAUGGGAAAACAGCAAAUCUCCCCAGAGGAGUAGAAACCUCCAAGUAAGAAAAAUGUUUUCUCCUGGGACUAUACCCUGGCAGUAGUGUUUUCUGGUCACAAAAAUACCUGCUAUCCAGCUGGGUUUUUUUGAUGUCUGGAGGCAGCAUGUGACAUAAUAAGCUACUCCCAAAUUGGUUUAAACUCACUCCUGCAUUUUGACCAUGACUUUACUGAGGCAGUCACUUUGGGCUGACCAGGGUUCAUUUGCUCAUGGUUCAACCCAAAGCCAUCAUACAAAUGAGCACCUUUUGAUUCGUGUCAAGAGGUUCUGAAAUUUAGACGGUGUCUUCUGAUGAGAGACUGGAGUGGAUCAGUUGGAGUGCAGUGUUGGAUCAGUGCAGGCUGUUCUGGUGACAAAGUAAAACUGCAGGAGAGUGUGGACAUUUUCCCUGAAAGGCUGUUCCAGCCUCUGCUGCACUGGGAAGAACUAAAACAGCUGAGAAGGGACUGCUGUAGUGCAUUAAAAAUGAAUUCUUGGAUG
Molecule: messenger RNA, 4946 nt
Organism: Chiroxiphia lanceolata (lance-tailed manakin)
Lineage: Eukaryota; Metazoa; Chordata; Aves; Passeriformes; Pipridae
Gene: DHX57
Product: DExH-box helicase 57
Exons: 24
Coding region: 96-4220 (1374 amino acids)
Cellular component (GO): intracellular anatomical structure
Molecular function (GO): metal ion binding; protein binding; RNA binding
Source: RefSeq, a predicted model, not a curated record